AUGUCUGGUGAACAAGAUUCGAUGAGCAAGAAAAGCGGUGUUGUGGAGCAGAUUGUGCCACAAACAUCUGGCGAUGAUAUUGGAGUAGGGUCGGUGUCUGAGCUUAGAGUUGUUUCUAGUUCGCACGGUGUGCCCAUUAGAAACAUUGAUGCGUUGAAUGCGACAUCAGAUCAGCAUGUUUUAGCUGAGAUCGGUUAUAAAGAAGAGUUGAAGAGAGAGUACAGCACGGUUCAGAUUUUCGGUGUUGCGUUUUCGAUUAUGGGGUUGCUUCCCUCUAUUGCGUCGACGAUGGACGGUGGGCUGAUUGCUGGGCCUGUUGGGUUGAACUGGGGUUGGUUUGUUGCAGGUGGAUUAAUUCUUACUGUUGGUAUUUCUCUUGGAGAAUUGGCCAGUUCGAUUCCAACUGCUGGGGCUGUGUACGUUGCGUGCUUCCAGUGGGGGCCAGCCAAGUGGAGAAAGAGUAUCAGUUACAGUGUUGGGUUUUUGGACACGCUAUCGCUCUGUGCGUCUGUGUGUUCGAUUGUGUAUGGUUUAGCGGAGCAGAUUUUGUCUGCAGUGGUGGUGACUGAUCCGGACUUUAAUGUGACAUCUGGGAUCACUUACGGUGUUUUCUGCGCAUCGAUGGUUGCCAUUACGCUGCUGACGUCUCUCAGCUCUAAGGUGACGGCCAAGUUGCAGACGAUUUCGAUCUUUGCCAACAUGUUCUUGAUCAUUUUGUUCCUCAUUGUGCUGCCCAUCGGUGUGUCCAGGUCCAAGAAGGUCAACUUCAACGAUGCGUCGUUCAUCUUUGGCAAAGUGGAAAACCUCAGCGAUUGGAACACAGGCUGGUCCUGGGCCAUUAACGGGUUGACGCCAGCUAUCUGGACCAUUGGUGCUUAUGACUCGUGCUUACACAUGGCAGAAGAGGCCAAGGAUGCCAGAAGAGCGGUCCCCAUUGGGAUCGUGGCCUCCAUUUCCUCGUGCUGGAUUCUGGGCUGGAUCCUAUGCAUUGUGCUUUUGGCAUGCAUGAACCCGGACAUCAACGCCAUAGUUAACUCUGCAUACGGACAAGGGAUCACACAGGUGUUUAUGGAUGCCUUGGGUAAGAGAUGGACGUUGACGUUCUUGUCGCUUUUGAUUAUUUGCCAGUUCUUGAUGGGUGCCUCGACCGUGUUGGCAAACUCGAGACAAUUUUGGGCCUUUUCCAGAGACGAUGGUAUUCCAUUCUCGAGAUUCUUCAAGAAGGUUGACGAAAGGACUUUCGUUCCAAUGCGUGCUGUUUGGGGUUCCACUUUGUUCUCUAUUGCUCUUGGGGCCUUGUCCUUGGCUGGUGACACCGCGGCCAGCGCACUAUUCUCACUUUCCAUUGCCGGUAUGUACAUGGCUCUUGUUUUCCCAAUUGCGCUAAGACUAACCUACGGUAAGAACGACUUCAAGCCAGGCCCAUUCUACCUUGGUGAUUUCUGGUCUCCAAUCAACGGCUGGAUUUCCGUUGCGUUCCAACUCUUCACUGUGAUCAUGGUCAUGUUCCCGGGCCAAAUGCACGACAUUACUCCGGACACAAUGAACUACACAGUCGUUAUUGGGCCUGGUUUCUGGGUGAUAUCGCUAAUAUACUACUUCAGCUGGCAAAGAAAGUUCUACGAGGGACCCAAGUCCAACUUGACUGACGAAGAGUUUGCAGAAGUCAUGGGCGAGGACGGAAUCGAUGCGAUGAUAUCAAACUACGUCCAAUCUCACAGCGAUAAGAUGUCUUAG
Messenger RNA from Kluyveromyces marxianus DMKU3-1042, 1737 nucleotides. It is a transcript of the gene UGA4, whose product is annotated as GABA-specific permease. The record is from RefSeq and is a predicted model, not a curated record. Gene Ontology annotation, cellular component: membrane. Gene Ontology annotation, biological process: transmembrane transport. The transcript has a single exon. The coding region runs from base 1 to 1737 and encodes 578 amino acids. Gene Ontology annotation, molecular function: transmembrane transporter activity. Lineage: Eukaryota; Fungi; Ascomycota; Saccharomycetes; Saccharomycetales; Saccharomycetaceae.